GUUCCAUUCUUAUAUUCGAGUUUCGGGACCCCAUGCGAAAAGACUUGGAGCCUUAUCUUGAAGACUCCUCAAUGCGAUAACGGUGACCUUUUCCUCUCCACUUGACGAGGCCCCCUCUACUUCUUCUGCAUCCUGACAAUGUCUGACAUAUCCGAGUUCAAACCUUUGCUCAACCAGAGCGUGGGAUACGGCGUGGUAGUCGGCGUCGGCUUCUUCUUCGCCGCUCUCAUGCUUGUAUUGACUUUCCUACAAGCCAAAUUCUCCAAGUUCUCACCUUCUUCAUCCGAGGAAUUUUCGAGUGCAUCCAGAAGCGUGAAGCCGGGUCUUGUGUGUUGUGGGAUUGUUAGCGCGUGGACAUGGAGUGCGACAUUACUACAAUCAAGUACAGCAGCGUAUACAUUUGGGAUAAGCGGACCAUGGUGGUACGGCGUAGGCGGAACUAUCCAACUGGCCUUCUUUGCUAUGAUAGCGGCCAAAAUCAAGAUGAACGCAAAUGGCGCACAUACGUUCCUUGAGAUCGUGAAAGUACGAUUCGGAACCGCGGCACAUCUACUGUUCACCUUCUAUGCAUUCUUAUGCAUUCUGGUUGUGUGCGGCUCGCUUCUCCUCGGCGGCGCGGCUACAGUGACGGCACUGACAGGCAUGAAUAUCAUCGCGGCGUGUUUCCUUCUGCCUAUUGGCAUCGCCGUUUAUGUAGUCUUCGGUGGCCUCAGGGCUACGUUUGUCUGUGAUUGGGCUCAUACAAUCAUUCUCUUUAUCGUCAUUUAUAUCUUCCUCGCCCGUACCUAUGCAACAUCGUCGGAAACCGGGGGUAUUUCCAGCAUGUAUGAACUGCUGAAGCAAGCUUCUGUGGACACUCCUGUACCAGGGAACCAGGACGGAAGCUAUCUUACAAUGAAGUCGAACCAAGGCAUGGUCUUUGGUGCGGCUACCAUUCUGUCUGGAUUUUCGGGAGUUUUCUGUGAUCAAGGUUAUUGGCAGCGCGCAAUUGCUAGUGCUCCACGCUCGACAACAAAGGCUUAUAUGCUCGGUGGGCUGUCGUGGUUCGCGGUUCCUUGGGCGUUCGCAUCCUGCCUUGGUAUGGCGGCUCGUGCACUUGUUCAUAACCCUAAGUUCCCUACCUUCCCGAAUCCCCUCUCGGACGCGCAGACAAGUGCUGGAUUGGCUGCUCCUGCCGCAGCUGCCGUUCUCAUGGGCAAAGGUGGAGCCGUAGCUAUUCUUCUUGUGGUAUUUAUGGCAGUGACUUCCGCCGCUAGCGCGGAGCUCAUCGCUGUCUCCAGCUUAUUCUCCUACGACUUAUACAGAACAUACUUCCGCCCUAAAGCUACUGGAGCUGAGAUUGUUCGUGUGUCGCACUAUUUUAUAUGCUUCUGGGCGGUUUGGAUGGGCGCAUGGGCCACGAUUCUUCACAAAGCGAGCAUCGACCUGGGUUGGCUGUUUUACGUCCAAGGAGUCGUUUUGAGCCCAGCCGUCGUCCCAAUCGGGCUUACCGUCACCUGGUCGAAACUUACACGAGCUGGAGUGUUUUCUGGAUGCAUCACGGGCGCAAUUCUCGGAAUGCUGGCCUGGAUGAUUGGCUGCUGGAAAAUAUAUGGCGUUAUUAAUAUUGCUAACUUGGCCAAACCCUACUCGGCAGUAUGUAGCGGUCUGACUGGGCUAUUAUUCUCCGGAACCCUUACGGUGUUAGUUUCCUUGGCCAAACCAGCGAAUUACGACUUCAAGGGAACGCGAGAAAUUCUCGUCUACGAUAGCGUUACCAUCGAUAGGAAAGCUUCGACUGAAUCGGUCGACGAUUCAAAUGUAGGCGCUGAGGCCAACUUCACGUCAGAAAACGAGAAGAAAGUUGGGGAGAAGACUUCAAUUAAGGAAGUCGCAGUUCCGGACAAUGCUAGCACCACACAUGACGAUCAGGCAGUCGACCUCGAGACUCUCCAGCGUAUAUUCAGGAAAGCCACCUUAUAUUCAAUCGCUUUGACACUCGUGGUGGCCAUCAUUGUGCCCAUACCCAUGUUCUUCUCACAUUAUGUCUUCAGUAGGGCAUUUUAUACGUUCUGGACAGCGUGUACCAUUAUCUGGGUCGGCAUGAGUGGUCUAUUCUGUAUCGUCCUUCCACUUUGGGAGUCCCGACGAGAAAUAGGUGUUAUUGGACGAGGGCUUCUAAUGCUCUUACUCCGUCGAAAUAUCAUGAAUGGAGACGUAGACAAGCGACCAAGCAUUCACUCUGAGUCAAGCAAUGCAUAAAUUCCAAGGCUAAAUACUUAUUAGAGACCAAAUAGAGUCACCAUAGUGGAAAUAUACACGCU
Somion occarium is the source of this 2303-nucleotide messenger RNA. Lineage: Eukaryota; Fungi; Basidiomycota; Agaricomycetes; Polyporales; Cerrenaceae. The record is from the annotation of a GenBank genome assembly.